AUGUCUUCGCUCACUGUACGAGCUCCGACACGCACUGAAAUUCUAGCAGCUGCACAAAAUCGUCAUCUCAGCACCCCGUGCAGCUUUCAGCUCGACUCCGUACGCUCUCAGCUGGAGCAGAAACAUGUCUUCACUAUUGCACCGACAGGCUCCGGAAAGACUAUGACCUUCUGGCUCCCGCUCCUCUUUCAUGACGGUGUUCAAAUUAUGGUCACUCCACUCAACAUUUUGGGAGAAAAGAAUGCAGGAGAGCUGUUGGAAAAGAUGGGUAUCUCAGCGGUCAAUCUUGUAGCUGACCGACACCUGAGUGCGAAGAUCAAAGAUGUUCGUGCCCUCAAAUACCGUGUAGUCAUUUCUAGCCCCGAGAUUUUUAUGGAAAAUGCUGAAUUUCGAUCUCUCUGGACUCUUCCCGCUUUUCUCGCUCACCUCUUCAACGUGACAUUCGACGAAGCACAUUGUAUCACCGCCUGGGGAGGGGCUGACUUCCGGCCAGCAUAUAAGGACAUCAGUGCCUUGCAGUGGUUGCUACCAAAACACGUUCGGUUCCACUUUUUGUCUGCCACCUUCACCGCUCCUGUUUCAUCGGAAAUUCGAACGCUUUUUGGAAUACGCGCCGAAGAACUCGCAGUGAUCCGACUUUCAAAUGACCGACCAAACAUCCAUCUCAAGGUCAUAGAGAUGGUUUCAACAACAAGCAAGAUUCACGAUCUUAAACGUGUUCUACAUUUUCCGGCGAAUGCGGAUGAUAUAACACGACCACCGAAAUUCAUGAUCUUCACAAAUAAGCGCCGCGAGAGUGAGCUGCUGGUCAAACAGAUUUGGAACGAGCUUCCAGAAGUCUUUCGUGCAAAGGUGGCGUGGUUCCAUGCUGGGAUGUCCGAUACGUUCCGGCGAGAUGCGAUGGAGAAGCUUCGAGUGGGGGAGAUGUUUGGCAUUGUGUGUACUGAUGCUGCUGGAAUGGGCCUCGAUCUUCCAGACGUGAGAAUGGUUAUUCAAUGGGGCCACACCGUCUCAUUGUGCACGUUGAUGCAGCGCCUUGGGCGGGCUGGUCGGGACCCAUCAAUAGAUGCAUUAGGCGUGUAUUUUGUCGAAUCUUCACAUUUCGAUGGUGCAAAGCAAAAGAAGGAGAAGAAACGAAAGCAGUUGGAUGGCGAAGCCCCACCGCCAAAGAGGCGGAAGGUGGGCAGUACGCAGGUUGUUAAAAUCAGUCUCGACGAGAUGGACAGAGCAGAGGAGAAGAGAUGGGAGAGCAUGAAUAAUUCGACCACCAGUAUGCCUAAAUUUCCGUCUCCGCAUGGUAUGGAACCCAUCAAGUAUGAUACGCUCAUGAUGGACUGGAUCAUCAACUGCCAGUCUCGCAUCGUCUGUCCGCGACGCAUUGCUAACGCAUACUUCAAGAAUCCUGUUGUUGUGUCAAUCUGUGGUUGUGCAAAUCAACGCUGUGGUGGACGAAGCCCUCGUUCCUGUUGCUCAGUCUGUGAUCCAACAUAUUUCCUUCCACGUCGUAUACCACCAAUCGCUCCCAACAAACGUGGUAAAAAUCAGAUGAAACCCGACGAAUUCACUUGGAAAUCUUCCGAUAUUGCGCUGCGCGAUGCUCUCAAUAACUGGAGAUACGAGAAAGUGUGUUCCUUAGGGCUGGAGAACGAUUUCUUUGGGCCUCAGUUCAUCCUCUCAAAUGAGAUUCGUGACCGGAUAAUCAAUCUUGCUCACUAUUCUCUUCUUCCUCUUGAUCUUGACUCGCCUGCUGCACGCCAAGCGACACUAGAGGUCUUCCAGCACCAAACACAGUGGCGAUAUAGUGUCGAUCACGGAGAGACACUUAUCAAAAUAAUCCAACAAUUCCCUCCGCCUCCUCCACCUCCUCCGCCUCCGCCUCCCCCCACCUCCACCAGCACCUGUACCAGCAGCCGCAAUAUCCACUGUGGCUGCACCAGUAGUGCCACUUCAGAUAUGUCCGGUGAAUCUCGCAUUGCCAAAGACAAAGCAGAAGCGAACCUGUAA
Molecule: messenger RNA, 2004 nt
Organism: Mycena indigotica
Lineage: Eukaryota; Fungi; Basidiomycota; Agaricomycetes; Agaricales; Mycenaceae
Product: ATP-dependent DNA helicase RecQ
Exons: 4
Coding region: 1-2004 (667 amino acids)
Biological process (GO): double-strand break repair via homologous recombination
Cellular component (GO): chromosome; cytoplasm
Molecular function (GO): nucleic acid binding; 3'-5' DNA helicase activity; four-way junction helicase activity
Source: RefSeq, a predicted model, not a curated record